AUGUUUUCAGUUGCAGGGAAUAAGGCUCUGGGUCCGGAUGGGUAUACGUCGGUGUUCUUUAAAAGGGCAUGGAAUGUGGUUGGAAAUGAUGUGUGCCAAGCAGUGAAAGCGUUUUUCCAAAAUGGGAAAUUGUUACAGCAACUUAAUCACACGGUAGUGUCGUUAAUUCCUAAAGUUCCAACUCCUUCUUCGAUUAUGGACUAUAGACCUAUCUCGUGUUGCAACACGUUAUACAAGUGCAUUAGUAAGAUAAUAAGUGAUCGGAUGAAAGAUGGUUUGGCAGAUAUUGUAAGUAUUAACCAGUCUGCGUUUGUGCCGGGGAGACGAAUAUCAGAUAAUAUCCUUUUAACGCAAGAACUCAUGCAUAGUUAUCACCGGAAAGUGGGUCCUCCUAGAUGUGCGUUUAAUAUUGAUAUACAAAAGGCGUACGAUACGGUGGAAUGGUCUUUUUUGGAAGGGACGUUGACAGGAUUUGGGUUCCAUACGGAAUUGGUAAAGUGGAUCAUGGCGUGUGUGGCUUCUACUUCGUUUUCGUUAGCUAUUAACGGGAACCACUUUGGGUACUUUAAAGGGAGACGAGGGCUACGGCAGGGUGACCCUAUGUCUCCGUAUCUAUUUACGAUGGUUAUGGAAGUUCUCACUCUAAUAUUGAACAAACAUGUUGCGAUAUCGAAUGAUUUUAGAUUCCAUAACAAGUGUGAGAAGCAAAAAAUAAUCAACUUGUGUUUUGCGAAUGACUUAUUUCUUUUUGCAAGAGGAGACCAUAAAUCGGCUGGAGUCAUAAUGGCGACGAUUAAUGAGUUUAGGUCCUUGUCGGGUCUUGUUCCAAGCAUGACGAAGAGUACUAUUUUCUUUGGCAAUGUGACGGAUCAGGCGAAAGCGAGAAUCUUGAGUAUUAUGUCGUUUGAAGAGGGAGCGCUUCCAGUUAGAUACUUGGGUGUUCCUCUAAUAUCUACUCGGCUGAAAUAUAAAGAUUGCAAAAGACUUGUGGAGAGUAUGGAGGCACGGAUAACAGAUUGGAAAGCAAAAUAUGGGAUGUGGUGCUUCUUGUGGUCUCAAGGGAACAACAUUAAAGGGAAAGCGAAGUUGCGAUGGAAGAGGGUUUUCCUACCAAGAUGCGAAGGGGGGCUUGGUAUUCGUCGGGUAGAGGAUAUGAAUAAUGCUCUGAUGGUAUCGCAUAUUUGGAGCUUGCUAACUCAUCGAGAGUCCUUAUGGGCGAAGUGGAUUCACUCAUACCGUAUUCGAGAUAAAAGUUUUUGGGAGUUACCGAUAAAGAAUAAUAUUACUUGGAGCUGGAGGAAAAUACUUCAACUAAGAUCGAAUGUUCGCGACUAUAUAUGGACCAAGGUUGGAGAUGGAAUGGAUACGAAGGUGUGGUUUGACAAAUGGUAUGAGGUUUGUCCGGUUAUUUCUAUUGUUACCCCUCGUUUGAUAGCUAAUGCGGGUUUCAAUCUAAACUCUAAGUUAGCAAAGGUUUUUGUGAAUGGGGAGUGGAGAUGGCCAGUUGAUUGGUCCAAUCGGUUCCAUGUGCUUCAAAAUGUUCAUGACUUUACUCUUGAUCCAACAUGUAAAGACAUGAUAGUGUGGCGAACACGGCGGGGGAUUCAGAUGGAUUUUAAUACCUCUACGGUUUGGGAUGACAUUCGGAAAUUGAAGACUCAAGAUAUCAUGAGUUGCUGGCACUCUUCGGGUAAUGCAAAUUACAAUCUGAUGUGUUGCUCGUUGUGUACUUCGGGUCUGGAUUCCCACGAUCAUCUGUUCUUUGAAUGGGAUUAUGCGGCUCAGAUGUGGAAUGGUGUUAAAGACUUAGCUGGUAUGACGUCGAUUCAGAACACUUGGAUCGAUAUCAUGGAAUUCUUAAUGGGGAUCACGAACUUAACAUCAGCUAGCCACAUUAUUGCUAAAUUGGUGGUUAGUGCAUCAACAUAUUUUGUGUGGAACAAAAGAAAUCGACGACUCUUUUCGAACCAGAAAAGGAAUAAAGAUCAGUUAGUGGAGAUGAUUCUUGGCACAGUUCGAAUGAAGCUCCAUACGGUGUGGUUCAAGACGUCUUUUCGUAUGGCUCAAGUGUUACAACAAUGGAUGCUCCCUCGUGGAUUGAUGGUGGCGGAUGACGAUUGUGGCUGA
Molecule: messenger RNA, 2127 nt
Organism: Helianthus annuus (common sunflower)
Lineage: Eukaryota; Viridiplantae; Streptophyta; Magnoliopsida; Asterales; Asteraceae
Exons: 3
Coding region: 1-2127 (708 amino acids)
Source: RefSeq, a predicted model, not a curated record